AGCCCUGUCAUACAGUGUAUUCCCAGGGGCCCCCGAGCCGCACAGUAAGGAGACUGCAGCCUCACACGGUAAUGUAAGUAGCCCUGUCAUACAGUGUAUUCCCAGGGGCCCCCGAGCCGCACAGUAAGGAGACUGCAGCCUCACACGGUAAUGUAAGUAGCCCUGUCAUACAGUGUAUUCCCAGGGGCCCCCGAGCCGCACAGUAAGGAGACUGCAGCCUCACACGGUAAUAUUUGUGUUUCCCCAAUAACCAAUAACUUUCAGACCCCCCGGACCCCAUGGCUCACUUGUUUAAGGCCAUAUGCAGGCUGGAAAGGUCCGGCAGAACCUCCCAUAAUGUAACGGUAUUACAGUCAGUACUUGGGCCCAUCGGGGUACAACCGACCCAUACAUGUGGCUUCUCCACGCAACCCUCAGGCAGAACCGACUCCUAUAGUUACAUCAUUGUUGGGGCCGGUUCUGCUGGAUGCGUCUUGACCAACCGCCUCUCAGAAGCCCCAGAGGACUCGGUUCUGGUGCUGGAAGCCGGCCCCAAGGACCUUCUGCUUGGGUGCAAGAGACUGUCAUGGAAGAUCCACAUGCCGGCCGCCCUUAUGUACAACCUCUGUGACGACAAAUACAACUGGUUCUAUCACACGGAACCCCAGGAACACAUGGACAACCGGGUCAUGUACUGGCCCAGAGGGAGGGUGUUGGGUGGUUCUUCUUCGCUAAACGCCAUGGUGUAUGUCCGGGGCCACGCCGAAGACUAUAACCGGUGGAGCAGGGAAGGUGCCGCUGGGUGGGAUUAUGGCUACUGUUUGCCUUAUUUCAAGAAGGCCCAAACGCACGAGCUCGGUUCUGAUACCUACAGGGGCGGGACUGGACCUUUGCACGUGUCACGGGGAAAAACCAAUCAUGUUCUUCACCGAACCUUCAUCCAAGCUGGGCAGCAGGCCGGGUACCCAAUCACCGACGACAUGAACGGCUUCCAGCAAGAAGGACUUGGGUGGAUGGACCUGACCAUAUAAGAGGUAGGUCAGAGAUGGAGCGCGGCCAGCGCCUACCUACGGCCAAUAAUGUCCAGACCCAACGUGGCCAUUCGGGAAGAGUCACUGGUGACCAAGAUCCUGUUCGACGGACUGAGGGCGGUGGGGGUUGAGUAUCUUCAGUGCGGGCAGAGGAAAAGGGCCUAUGCUAUGAAGGAAGUGGUACUGAGUGGAGGGGCAAUAAACUCCCCCCAGCUGCUGAUGCUGUCGGGGGUGGGGGAUGCUGAUGACCUGAAGAAGUUGGGGAUCCCGGUCGUUGCUCAUCUCCCAGGAGUCGGGCAGAACCUGCAGGACCAUUUGGAGGUGUAUAUCCAGCGGCAGUGCACCCGACCCGUUACCCUGUACCGGGCCCAGAAACCCCUGCGUAUGAUAAGGAUCGGCCUGGAAUGGCUCUGGGGAUUCACAGGUGACGGAGCGACGUCCCAUUUAGAAUCGGGGGGCUUCAUCCGAAGUGGCCCCAACGUGGAGCACCCCGACAUUCAGUUCCAUUUCCUGCCCUCACAGGUUAUAGAUCAUGGAAGGGUUAAUCCCAAGAUAGAGGCUUUUCAGGUUCAUGUUGGCACCAUGAGAGCAACCAGUCUGGGCUGGAUCAAACUCAGGAGUUCUGACCCAAGGGACCCGCCCAUUAUAAACCCAAAUUACCUGUCAACAGAGAAGGACGUUACAGAUUUCCGUCAAUGUGUGAAACUGUCCAGAGAAAUUUUUGCCCAAAAAGCAUUCGAUGAUUUCCGUGGCCCUGAAGUUUUACCAGGGCCAAACGUUCAGUCGGAUAAAGAAAUCGACGCCUUCAUCAGGCAGAAAGCCGACACGGCGUAUCACCCCUCCUGUACCUGCAGAAUGGGCCGACCCAGUGACCGCGGCUCCGUGGUGGAUCCCCACACAAGGGUUAUAGGGGUGGAAAAUCUAAGGGUGGUAGAUGCCUCCAUCAUGCCCAGUAUCAUCAGCGGCAACUUAAACGCCCCGACCAUCAUGAUUGGCGAGAAAGCUUCCGACAUCAUCAAGGGAAUCCCGCCCCCGCGGGAGGGGGACGUCCCCGUCUAUAAACCGAAGAGCCGGGCAACUCAGCGAUAAAUUCCCAAAAUCCUGAAUACUCAGUGCGAUGUGGGAAGGGUUAGGAUUCAAAUUCAAAAUAAAUUUUACAAAUUGAA
Xenopus tropicalis (tropical clawed frog) is the source of this 2176-nucleotide messenger RNA. RefSeq names its product choline dehydrogenase (gene chdh). The transcript has 8 exons. The record is from RefSeq and is a predicted model, not a curated record. Gene Ontology annotation, molecular function: oxidoreductase activity, acting on CH-OH group of donors; choline dehydrogenase activity; flavin adenine dinucleotide binding. Lineage: Eukaryota; Metazoa; Chordata; Amphibia; Anura; Pipidae.